AUAUGCACAUACAUGGCACAAGGCUAUAGUGUUUCAUGAUGACGAGGCUGAAUAGUACAAUUUGCACUGGUCUUAACCUCACAGGGCAGUGAUAGGCAGUAAUUAUUACUUGUAAAGUGGGCCUCAGUUGUAAAACAGAGACAUUUUGCUAUUCUAUGGCAUCACUAAAUCAAAGCGGUCGGUCUUGUGAGGUAAGAUUGCAGGCUUGGCUUUGCACGUUUUAUUUGGCUCCCUUGUCAGGGUGCAGUGAUCCUAGCCUGAGCGACCCCGAGUUGCUCCGGGAUCACUCCAAGAUCACUCCGGCGCAGUUCCCUGAGCGCUCCGGUCACGCAUCACCUUGCUCUGGGUACGCUCCGGGCGGCUCAGGGAGCCAAAAGCGGCGAGAAGUCGGACCGAAAACGGAAAGGGCAAGUGUCGAGAUUUCCGCAGAGAACAUUUACAAUAGUGGUGAAACGGGCGUGUUUUCUACAGCAGUGCGGAUUCUCCAACGCCACCUGGCUACGACGAGGCCCCUCUAUACAGUUAUGGAUAAAACGAUAGGUCUUCCCUCUGAGAGAUCCUCCUAGCUAGCCUCUCCCCUGCCUUCCUACAUAUGACUUUGAAUGUUGUAUCCAAGGAUUUCCUCACUUCCCACACGGUCUCAAAUAGAAGGAUUGCUAGACUUGUGACUGGGUCUCCUCAACUAUCAAUGUAGGACUGCCAAUACCACAGAAUCACUUCUUCAAGUUGUGUAUAUAGUCACAUAUAGGUCUAAGGUAGACUUGACACCCGCAC
Molecule: messenger RNA, 774 nt
Organism: Aspergillus ruber CBS 135680
Lineage: Eukaryota; Fungi; Ascomycota; Eurotiomycetes; Eurotiales; Aspergillaceae
Exons: 1
Coding region: 156-566 (136 amino acids)
Source: RefSeq, a predicted model, not a curated record